AUGGAUGAAGAGGUUGCUGAAACAUCUUGUGGACAAAACAUCAACAAUCAGCAGUGUCAGCUGACUAGUCCCUGGCUGGGUCUAUGGUCUGACCAAGCUGGUGCACCUCUGAAAGAUGUUGAGGAAAUAUAUGUCAGCACAGCAGAGGUUCCAAUAUCAGAUACCAGCACAGCAGAGGUCCCAAUAUCAGAUGCCAGCACUACAGAGGUUCCAAUAUCAGAUGUCAGCACAGCAGUAGUCCCAAUAUCAGAUGCCAGCACAGCAGAGGUCCCAAUAUCAGAUGCCAGCACAGCAGAGGUUCCAAUAUCAGAUACCAGCACAGCAGAGGUCCCAAUAUCAGAUGCCAGCACAGCAGUAGUUCCAAUAUCAGAUGCCAGCACAGCAGAGGUUCCAAUAUCAGAUGCCAGCACAACAGAGGUCCCAAUAUCAGAUACCAGCACAGCAGAGAGGUUCCAAUAUCAGAUGCCAGCACAACAGAGGUCCCAAUAUCAGAUGUCAGCACAGCAGAGGUCCCAAUAUCAGAUGCCAGCACAACAGAGGUCCCAAUAUCAGAUACCAGCACAGCAGAGGUCCCAAUAUCAGAUACCAGCACAACAGAGGUCCCAAUAUCAGAUGCCAGAACAGCAGAGGUCCCAAUAUCAGACGCCAGCACAGCAGAGGUCCCAAUAUCAUUUGCCAGCACAGCAGUAG
Messenger RNA from Ylistrum balloti, 690 nucleotides. RefSeq lists its product as uncharacterized. The transcript has 2 exons. Bases 1 to 690 code for a protein of 229 amino acids. NCBI's taxonomy places the organism in Eukaryota, Metazoa, Mollusca, Bivalvia, Pectinida, Pectinidae. The record is from RefSeq and is a predicted model, not a curated record.